AUGUCAAUGGAAGAAGAAUCCAUUAUAGAACUUAAUAAUUCUAAUAAUGACAAAUCUAAUGAAGAUAGGUUUAUUGAGGAGGAAAAUCCUUUGGCUCUCAUCGCAAACGACGAAUUCAAUAGGGAAGAAAAUAUGGUUGGUACGAUUAAAACUGCGUCAAUUCUAGCAAAAUCAGCCAAAUUUUCGAAUUAUGUAACUAAAAAAUUCCCGGAAUAUAAAAAAUUACUUAUAAAUCCUCAACAGAUACAUAUAACGCUCUUUGUACUACAUCUAGGAAACGAUGAUAAUAUUGAAAAUGCAAAGAAUUGUCUAUUAAAUAGUAAAGAAAUUAUGAAUGAAUCUUGCCCAAAUGACAAGUUAUCCCUACAUUUUCAAGGAAUCGACAUAUUUGAUCGAGGUCGCGUAGUCUACACGAUACCAAAGAAUAGCGACGAUUUGCUAUCAUUUACGAAAUUAACUUAUGCUCUUCAUGAAAGAUUUCAACAAGAAGGUCUUGUGGAUAAUGAUAUAAAAAAAGAAUUUAUCCCUCACGCGACACUUAUGAAGUUAAGAAAAAGGAUGAUAAUUAAACACAAAGAUGAGGAAAAAAAAGUUGUCAAUCGCAUUCCACCUGAGAUUUACGAUCAUUUUAGUGACUUUGAUUUCGGAACACAUUGUAUUAAAGGCGUGGAAUUGUCUUCAAUGCUUUUGCCCAAAGACGAUGAUGGAUAUUACAUGAGAUUGGAAAAUAUAGAAUUUUAA
Molecule: messenger RNA, 741 nt
Organism: Funneliformis geosporum
Lineage: Eukaryota; Fungi; Glomeromycota; Glomeromycetes; Glomerales; Glomeraceae
Source: the annotation of a GenBank genome assembly